This is a messenger RNA of Symbiodinium sp. CCMP2456, 1158 nucleotides long. The record is from the annotation of a GenBank genome assembly. NCBI's taxonomy places the organism in Eukaryota, Dinophyceae, Suessiales, Symbiodiniaceae.
AUGGCGAAGCUCUUUUCCGGACAUGAUAAGUAUCACUUGCAUGCUGUUUUGGGACUUCUUGCGCUUCUUCACUUUGUCUACAGAUUCUAUAACGUUCUGAUCCUACAGCGGGAGUCCUUCCAGCAGAACAGUUUUUCCGUUGCUUGCCUACUGGUUCACGUGCUGCUGCACGCUCUCAGCUUCCAGUUCGAAUUGCCUCGGAACAGAAUCUGGACGAAGCCUAUGAUCUGGAGGGAGUUUCGCGUGCACAACGCUCUGUUCGCUAUGCGCCAUCUGGUCGCUACUGCCCUCGGCAUUUGGGCCCCGGAUUGGUGGCUGCGGCAGCCAGGCAUUGUCGCCGUAGCUGCCAAGGUGGGCCUAGUGGUAGCUACCUGCAAAGCAGCCGACAUCACGACUGAACAGAUUGGCAGCACGGACGAUCGUACUACCAACGCGAUGCCAUACCCCAAAAAGACACCUGAGACACUUGAGAAGGUUGCCAAAAGAUUCUAUGCCAAGUCGCAGUUUGCAGCAACUUCACUCGCUGCUUUCGGGACUCCCUCCUCAUCAUUCUGCGCGAUUCUGGCAAUUGAGAUUGCCUCCUUCCUCAUGACGCUCGUGCGUAAGGGCAUCAUUGAGGCGAGAACAUACCACAUUCUAUACGCAGCAUCGCUGUUUAUUAUGUUCCCCGUUUUGGUGGCGACUCUACAUUCCGGAGACGCAGUUGCAGAAGCAGCUACGCUCCGAUGUUUAUUUAUCGGGGCCUUGGGCAUCGACAUCCGCAUCAAGUACGGGCUUUCGAAGUACACCGCAUGGCUUGUGGCUAUACCCGCAGGAUAUAUUCUGGCAGACACCUUGUCGAUGUAUGCCAACGUGAAGCUGUUUUUCGCAUGGCCUGGUAUGAUGUGGUCAGCAUCUGACACACUUCGAGGCUUUUUUCAAGCGCGACAGCAGAGCAAUGCCUCCACUGCUGCGCCCGAAGGCCAUGUUUCUGUUUCUGAGAGAAUAACAGCUCGUUCUUGUGCCGCAGUCUGCAUGGCUCCUUUUCCUGUACCACUGUCUGACGGUCUGACCUGGCCAAAUGCUGUUACAGAUACUGCUGCUGGUGUUGCUGCUUUGCUGCUCCACCUUCUACGACUCCCACUGCUCGUAUUGCCGCUGCUGCUACGAUCAUUGUAA